Molecule: messenger RNA, 249 nt
Organism: Anopheles bellator
Lineage: Eukaryota; Metazoa; Arthropoda; Insecta; Diptera; Culicidae
Exons: 3
Coding region: 1-249 (82 amino acids)
Source: RefSeq, a predicted model, not a curated record
AUGAAGCCGACCAGCGUGUGUAUCGUGUUUGCCAUCGUUUUAUGCACGGCUGCCGUGGCAGACGCCACCCUGUAUGCAUACGCCAAAACCUGUUCCCAGUGCAAGAGUGUCGGAGCCAAGAAUUGUGGCUACGCCGUUUUCAGCAUGAAGGGAGUUUCCUGCGGUGGACAGACCAAGAUAAAGAGCUGCGCGGACUGUAACAAGCGGUCCGGACGAUGCGUCUGGUACAAAAUGGAGUGUUAUUUAUGA